AUGUUUGGAGGUACUUCGUCAUGGGGUCAGAAUAAUCAACAGCAAAACCAACAGCAGCAACAAAGCGGUGGAGGAUUAUUUGGAGGAGGAGGAAGUGGUGGAUUCGGUCAGCAACAACAAAAUACAGGAGGAUUCGGUCAGACCAACACCGGUGGAUUUGGACAGCCCGCUCAACAAAAUACAGGUGGUGGAUUAUUUGGAGGAGCAUCUACUGGAGCGACUUUUGGUGGUUUCGGUGCGAGUGCCCAGAACCAACAGCAAAGCAAUGCUUUCGGUGCGUCCAGACCAACAUUUGGAGCUUCAGGAUCAACCUUUGGUCAGCCUCAGCCUCAGCAACAAAACACAGACGGUGGAUUAUUUGGAAGUACCAACACCGGUGGGGGUUUCGGUUCUACCCAACAAAAUACAUCUGGAGGUUUAUUCGGUGCGAAACCAGCUACUACCUCAACGUUCGGUUCUGGUGCUACAUCGACUCUCUUCGGUGCUAAACCAACAACAACCUUUGGCGCUUCCGCACCUUCCUCAGAUGUGUUGAAAGGUCCCAACGAACUUCAAACCUACCGUGCUGAUGCACCUCCUCCACCACCUGCCCAAGGUACUGCCUCCCCAGCGUACUUCCCAACAUGGCAAGGUGAUCCCUCAACUACUGCCAUGGGCAAAGAUGGACCACCUCACCUGUUCCAUUCCAUCACUGGAAUGCCCCCCUAUAGAGGAGUAUCAUGGGAAGAAUUGAGAGCAUUAGAUUAUCAGCAAAAUCGAAAAGAAGCUAGUCAACAACCUACUAACACUUUCGGCGCGUCAACAGGAGGAUUCGGUCAACCUGCUUCUGGAGGAUUUGGCCAACCACAACAACAACAGCAAACUUCAACUUUCGGUGCUAAACCUGCUGGUGGAUUGUUUGGAAGUACAGGAAACACUUUUGGUUCAACCAAUAAUACGUUCGGUUCUACGCCUGCCAACAACACCUCAGGAGGGCUGUUCGGUCAAUCUCAACCACAACAAACCCAAUCUCCUUUCGGCGGUCAAAGUACAGGUACCACAGGGGGAUUGUUUGGUCAACCUGCUCAACAAAAUCAGACCAACCCCUCUGGAGGAUUGUUCGGCAGUACCUCGAAUGUAUUUGGCCAAAACAAUCAACAACAGCAACCUGCCGCUGGGACUAGCACAUUUGGAGGAUUCGGACAAGCCAAACCUGCUUUUGGAUCUGGGACGACUGGUGGAUUUGGAGCUACUGGUAACACCGCUGGUACAGGUACAUUCGGCCAGACUGGUAACACAGGUACUACUGGAUUUGGUGGAUUUGGUCAGACACAACAGAACCAACAACAACAACAACAACCUGCUUCUGGAGGAUUAUUUGGUGGUGGUUUUGGCGCCUCUUCAUCGCAACCUCAGCAAAACACCGGUGGUCUUUUCGGCCAAACCAAUCAACAACAACCUGCUGCCGGAGGCUUUGGAGCGCCCAAGCCUGCUGGAGGAUUGUUUGGAAGUACAACAACUCCUGCGGCUCCUACCAACACAUUUGGAGGUUUCGGCCAAUCAUCUACCACUCAACCUGCCUCUGGAGGUCUUUUCGGUAACACCAACAACUCUGCUGCUCCCAGCACUGGUCUCUUUGGUCAACCCGCUCAGCAACAAAAUGCUCAGCAACCUGCGUCUGGUGGACUAUUUGGUAGCUCCUCCACCGGUGGCGGUCUAUUCGGUGCUAAACCUGCUUCCACUACUCCUGCGACUGGCGGAUUGUUUGGUCAAACUCAGCCUGCUCAGCAACCUGCACAAUCUGGAGGGUUGUUCGGUAACACUGGUACUACCGGAAGUGGUCUUUUUGGCAAUACAAACAACGCUUUAGGUCAGCAAAAUCAGCAACAGAACAACUCUCUUGCUAAACCUGCUGGAGGAUUGUUCGGGGGUAGUAGUUUAUUCGGACAACAAAACCAACAACAGCCUGCGCAAACCAGUUCCACCGGUGGACUCUUCGGUAACCUUGGUCAAUCUCAGCCUGCUUCUACUGGUCUCUUCGGUAGUACCACCGCUCAACCCACACAACAAUCUAACCUUGGUGGAAGCAUAUUUGGUGGCUUAGGUCAGUCCACCGCUCAACAACCACAACAACAACAACCUUCCCUCACCGCUUCCAUCGAUCAAAAUCCCUACGGCAACAACCAGCUCUUCCAGUACAAUGGCCAGAAGCUUGAAUACGGUUCUCAAUCAAAGAAACCUGCUCUUCCCCCUCUUACCGCUUCAUCUUACCGGCUCACACCCAGCACCAAAGGAAAGGUCAACAAGCUUAGAGGUUUCGCUUCUCCUAUCACUGGAUCCCAAAGUCCCGCUCGAUCUGGAACUCCUCUUGGUGGUCUCAGCUCCUCUGGACGAUCCAGCGUCCUCGGCUCUCCUGCUGCUCCGGAUAGGUACAAAGGUUUGACUGAUACCGCCCUUACUCCCAAUGCCUUCGUGCCACGACCAAGCAUCAAGAAGUUGACCGUUACCCCUAAGGUCCUUUCCGCCAAUGGAAGUGGAGAUCAGCUUGAAAGUGUAUUGGGUAAAUCGGCUCUCAAAAGUUCAACGGGUAGUCUCGCUCAACCUACACCUGAAAGAGGCGCCAUUGCACCUGGCAGUCCGGCCACUCUAUUCUUCAACCCUCCUACUGCCAAUGGAAACGGUCGAUCUGACAACUCUGACUCACCACUUCGACGUGCUGCUCCUCUGGCGGAAUCAUCACUCCGAGUAUCGGGAUCUGAACGUGCACCGAAGAAAGGUGAAUACUGGUGUAAGCCGAAGUUGGAAAAAUUGCAACAGCUCAGCAGACAGGAAUUGUCCGAACUCCACAACUUCACUGCUGGUCGCCGCGGUUUCGGUGAAGUAACUUUCCUCGAACCUGUUGAUCUCACUCUGGCGCCACUCGAGGAUCUACUUGGGACUAUCAUCAUUUUCGACCAAUCUGAAUUGUCCGUCUACCCUGAUGAUUACCCUGCGAAAGCACCUCAAGGACAAGGUUUGAAUGUGCCUGCUCGAAUCACUCUCGAAAACGUCUUUGCUCAUGACAAAGCUACCAAGGAGCCUAUCCGAGAUUCCUCCGAUCCCCGAUAUGUGCGAUUCCUCAAGCGAGUGAAGAAUAUUCCCAACACCGAAUUUGUCAGUUAUACCGAUGACGGAACUUGGUCUUUCAAGGUCGAGCAUUUCAGCAGAUAUGGUAUUGACGAGAGCGACGAGGAUGAGGAUGUCGAGCCUCAACAAGGGAAGGGAAAACAUGUUAGGGGUAAAAGCGAUUUAACCGAUAGAAGUCCUUCUAGAACCCCUGAGAGUGAUGGGGAUGAAGAUGAGGAGAUGUUGCCCCCUACCAAAGGAUUGCGAGAUUUCUCGGAAGGUGAACAUGAUUCUGGAUUGGAAGAGGAGUCCUUAGAUGAGGAGGAAGAAGAGGAUGAAACCUUCGAGAUAGAUGAAGAUGAGGAGGAGAUACCUUCAAAAUCCUUGCCUACAUGGGAUCAACCUAUAAAAUCCAAAGUUGGUGUAGAAGGCAUGAAGAAGUUGAGGGAAAUGCAAUCAUCUUUCUUCUCCUCUCGACCACAAACAAAGUCCAAGACGAUAAUCGGGAAAAGAGAUGUAAGGCAAAGAAACAAAGAUUCGUUUUUUGGUGAAGCCGGGGAGGAAAUUGAAUCGCUUGAACAAAGGGCUGUCAAGCGCACCUCCUUCGGCGAAUCUCAAGUUAACCCACCUAAACUUCGACAACCUCGAAAAUACGCACGUGUAGCUGGUUCUGGAAGUAUAGCUAAAUCAGAUGAAGGGAUAAAGGUAGAUGCUGGUCUGGCAUUGGGAAGGUCCUUCAGAUGCUCGUGGGGUCCUAAUGGCGAAUUGGUACAUUCUGGGAGGAUAUGCGCUCCGAACUCAACCAUUACUCCUGAUUUGGACGCUUUGAUCCAUAUUGAAAAAGUAGAAACUCUCGCCAACGACGACAAAACCGAAAACAACAAAGCUCAGCGAUUGCUCUCCUUACAUCUCGAACAUACCCUUGUGGAGACGCUCGACGGCGUACCAUACGCUGCUAUCGACAGUGCCAUUCGAUUCCGCGACUUUGCUGCUCGCUUCGAUGCCGGUGAUCGAUCUCACGAAGCUAGUAUAUUCAGACUGGGAGUGGCACUAUUCGACGAACUCGAUCUCAAACUUCCCCCUGGUUCACCUGAAGAGUUGAUCGAGCGUAUAGCUUCGAUUCGAAGAAAAUCAGCUCUCUCGAAAUGGCUUGAAGAUGCCGUCUCUUCUUCAGUAGAUUCGGAUCUGAUCAAAAAUGGAGAAGAUCGACCUGCCAAAGUAUUCACCUACCUCAGUGGACAUCAAGUUGAAAGAGCGGUUCAGUCCGCCUUGGACGGCGGGGACAUGAGACUCGCCACUUUGAUCUCUCAAGCUGGAGGAGAAGAGAUUUUCAGAGAAGAAUUGAUGAAACAAUUGGAGGAUUGGUCCAAAUAUAAAGCCAAUCCACUCAUUGCCAAAGGAUACAGAAAGUUGUAUGCUCUCUUAGCUGGGAUCACCGAUAUUUCCCCUGGUGAUGCUUCGAAAGGAUCAGAUGGAUGUCCCGAUGUACUGAUCGCCGAGGGAUUAGAUUGGAAGAGAUCAUUGGGUUUACAUAUGUGGUAUGGAAAUAGGUUCGAAGAUACCAUCAGCGAUGUGGUUUCUUCGUACUCUUCUGCUUUAACGUCUUCAUGUCCUCCCGCAAAACCCCUACCCACAUAUCUUGAAAAUCCCACUGGUGGCAAAAUCAAUAGAUGGAAUUCCACCUACGAACCUACCGAUAUACUAUACAACCUCAUCAGACUGUACUCGGACGUUACAAUUUCGUUAGACCAAGUGCUACGUUCAAGAGAUACUUCUCCUUCACCGUUCGAUUUUAGGUUAUCGUGGCAUCUGUAUUUACUCCUUUCAAGAGUAUUGGAGAAGAGAGAUUUCGAAGAUCGAGAUGAUGAAGGUUAUUCAGCUUCUGCGGAUCUUUUGACUCAAGGGUAUGCCAGUCAGUUAGAAGAUAGCGGGGAAUGGACCAAAGCUGCUUUCGUUCUUUUGCAUCUAGAAACCCCCGAGGGACGUGAGAAAUCAUUACGAGAAUUAAUAUUCCGACAUCCUACUCCCACUGACGAAGAAGAACAAUUCUUGACUUCUCGAUUGAAGAUCCCCAUCGAAUGGAUUCACGAAUCUCGAGCUGCGUCUUUAUCAUCUUCUGGUGAUGCUUGGUCAGAAUACCAUGCUUUGCUCAAAGCGAAAUUAUCGAAUAAAGCUCAUAAAGUCUUGAUCGAGAAAUUGGCUCCGGAGGCUGUACUGAGGGAUGAUAAAGCCUUGUUGAGGAAGUUGUGCGAAGGAUUGGAUGGGAAAGGUGCAGAAGGGUGGGAGUAUGGUGGCAAGCUAUACCUUGACUGGGCAGAUCUUACCAGUGACACCGCCAAAUUACUCACCUCGGUUCUGUCCUCAGGGUCACACCCCGAUCCUAGAGAAUCAUCAAUCUUAUCUGAACACUCCAAAACUCUACCUAAAGUCCUUCAACUCUUACCUGCUUUAUUCCCCGAUAAGAACAACAUUCAACAAGUCGCUUCACUCAGUGAGAUGUUAUCGCCCUUAUAUCAACUUGCCGCUGUCCUACACAACGCUGGGUAUAUCAAUAAGACGAUGGUUCCUCCUUCGAACUAUUUGGUUGAUGAAGAUAGAUUGGAUUUACUGCAGAUGGCUGCGGUUGAGAGGUUUAACAAAGUUUUGGAUGGGUUGCCUGUGGUGGCGUAG
Kwoniella mangroviensis CBS 8507 is the source of this 5754-nucleotide messenger RNA. RefSeq lists its product as uncharacterized. Gene Ontology annotation, biological process: protein import into nucleus; telomere tethering at nuclear periphery; RNA export from nucleus. Gene Ontology annotation, cellular component: nuclear pore; nuclear pore cytoplasmic filaments. Gene Ontology annotation, molecular function: structural constituent of nuclear pore; RNA binding. Lineage: Eukaryota; Fungi; Basidiomycota; Tremellomycetes; Tremellales; Cryptococcaceae. The transcript has 9 exons. The record is from RefSeq and is a predicted model, not a curated record. The coding region runs from base 1 to 5754 and encodes 1917 amino acids.